GAUCCCGGUCCUCCUCCCGGCUCCCCCUUGGUGAGUCUCAAGCCUCUGCAGCUGCUGGAGGUGAAGGCCAGCGGGCGCUUCGGCUGCGUCUGGAAGGCCCAGAUUAUGAACGAACACGUGGCCGUCAAGAUCUUCCCCAUUCAGAAUAAGGAGUCGUGGCAGAACGAGCGAGACAUGUUCCUUACUCCAGGUAUGAGGCACGAGAACAUCCUGAGGUACAUCGCUGCAGAGAAACGAGGGAGUCACCUGGAGGCCGAACUGUGGAUCAUCACCGAGUUCCACGAGAGGGGCUCUCUGUCAGACUUCCUGAAGGGAAACAUCAUCAGCUGGACCGAGCUGUGUCACGUAGCCGAGUCGAUGGCGUGCGGCCUGGCUUACCUCCACGAAGACAUCCCCCAAAAGAAAGGAGAAGGACCCAAGCCGGCCAUCGCUCACAGGGAUUUUAAGAGUAAGAACAUCAUGCUGCGUUCGGACCUCACGGCGGUGAUCGGUGACUUCGGUCUUGCCGUUUCCUUCGAGCCGGGGAAACCACCUGGAGAGACGCACGGACAGGUCGGGACCAGGCGUUACAUGGCUCCAGAGGUUUUAGAAGGAGCCAUCAACUUCCAGCGAGACGCCUUCCUCCGAAUCGACAUGUACGCCGUGGGUCUGGUUCUGUGGGAGCUGGUGUCCCGCUGCAGGGCUGCUGACGGUCCGGUGGAUGAGUACAUGCUGCCGUUUGAGGAGGAGGUCGGUCAGCAUCCGUCACUGGAGGACCUGCAGGAAGUCGUCGUACACAAGAAGAUGAGACCGGCCUUCAAAGAGCUCUGGCUCAAACACAGCGGCCUGGCUCACGUCUGUGAGACGGCGGAGGAGUGCUGGGAUCACGACGCCGAGGCUCGAUUGUCGGCCGGCUGCGUGGAGGAGAGGAUCUCCCAGAUCCGCCGCCUCACCGCCACCAUCUCCCCGCCUACCUCCGACCACCACGCCCUGCUGGUCUCCUCGCUCGCGCCUGUUACUAUGGUAACGAAUGUGGACCUACCGCCCAAAGAGUCCAGUAUAUGAGGAGAAAAUCUGAAGAAAACACACAUAAAAAAACUUGUUUUUGAG
Messenger RNA from Micropterus dolomieu (smallmouth bass), 1089 nucleotides. RefSeq names its product activin receptor type-2B-like. The annotation marks the transcript as partial. Gene Ontology annotation, cellular component: plasma membrane; activin receptor complex. Gene Ontology annotation, biological process: cellular response to growth factor stimulus; activin receptor signaling pathway; protein phosphorylation. Lineage: Eukaryota; Metazoa; Chordata; Actinopteri; Centrarchiformes; Centrarchidae. The transcript has 7 exons. The record is from RefSeq and is a predicted model, not a curated record. Gene Ontology annotation, molecular function: activin receptor activity; activin binding; ATP binding.